This is a messenger RNA of Thalassophryne amazonica, 2568 nucleotides long. RefSeq names its product N-acetylated alpha-linked acidic dipeptidase like 1 (gene naaladl1). The coding region runs from base 58 to 2292 and encodes 744 amino acids. The record is from RefSeq and is a predicted model, not a curated record. Gene Ontology annotation, molecular function: carboxypeptidase activity. NCBI's taxonomy places the organism in Eukaryota, Metazoa, Chordata, Actinopteri, Batrachoidiformes, Batrachoididae. The transcript is spliced from 19 exons.
CGCAGUCAGGCUUCACAUCGUGGGUCAAAGAGCAGGUGAACGGAUUCCUAAAGAACAAUGAGGAGAACGAUAAAGAAGGUGUUGAUCGGGGUUGCAUGCAGCGCAGUUGUGCUGACAGUAGGUAUUCUAAUCGGCCACUAUGGAAUCCAGAGUGGCAGCUCGGAGCCGUCCUGGGUGAAGGAUGUGGUGAAGGAUGUGGACGAGAACUUCAUUGACACCUUCCUGUCUGAGGUGAACAACAAACAAAUUGAGAAGUACCUCAGGGAACUGACCGAAGUGCCUCACAUGGCCACAACGGCUGGAGACGAGAAAACUGUGCAGUAUAUGCUCAAGAAUUGGCAGGACCCCAACACUGGGCUGGAUCAGGCCUGGAGAGAGGAGUACAUGGUCCACCUGUCCUUCCCCAACCCAGAGAAACCCAACAUGGUCACUGUGGUGAAUUCAUCAAGCUCUGUGCUAUACACUGCCAGAGAAAAAGAGGCGCCGUUAACCCCAGCCCAAAAUGAUACUGAGGUUGUUCAACCAUACGCUGCAUACUCUCCUGCAGGACACGCAAAGGGGAAACUGGUCUACGCCAACCAGGGCAAACCAAAUGACUAUCAGUAUCUCAGUCUGAGGAUGGACCUCCAAGGAACCAUUGCCAUCACCAGAUAUGGUGGCACAGGAAGAGCUGAUAAAGCCAUUAAUGCAGCACUCUAUGGCAUCGUUGGUGUCCUUGUCUACACAGACCCAUUAGACAUCAACGAUGGUAUCAUAUCUGGCAAUGAAACCUACCCUUUCUCCUGGUACUUGCCACCUUCUGGUGUGGAGAGAGGCUCCUUUAAAACCAACUACGGAGAUGCACUCACACCAUAUUUGGCUGCCAAAGAGGAAACCUACAGAAUUCCACUCAAGAAUAUAACAGGGAUACCUCCCAUUCCAAUCCAACCAAUCGGAUUUGAGGAUGCCUCCAUAUUAAUCUGUGAACUAGAUGGAGAAAAGGCUCCAGAUGACUGGCAAGGAUCAUUCAACUGCAUCUACAAUGUUGGCGGUCCAGGGUUCAAACCUACGUCUAACUUUGGUGACAGUGAUGUGAAACUGGACGUUUAUAACUACAAAACGGUGACAAACUCCUCCAAUGUGAUGGGAGUAAUUAGAGGGAGCGUGGAGCCAGACAGGUAUGUGAUCUAUGGAAACCACAGGGACAGUUGGGUCCACGGUGCCACUGACCCAAGCAGCGGGACAUCAGUUAUGCUGGAAAUAACCAGGGUCCUGGGCAGGAUGGUCAAGCAAGGCAAAUGGAGGCCUCGCAGGUCCAUUAUCUUUGGAAGCUGGGGAGCAGAGGAGUUUGGCCUUAUUGGGUCUGCAGAAUACACCGAGCAAUACUAUGCCAAGCUCAGUGAGCGGACUGUUGCUUACAUCAAUGUGGACAUAUCUGUAUUUGCCAACGCCACACUGAGAGCUUCAGGAAUGCCAUCAGUACAGAACGUUAUCUUCACAGCAGCUAAACAGGUCCCAGCACCCGGACUGAACUCCAUGUCUGUGUAUGACAACUGGAUCAAACAUUCAAACAGAACCAGUCCGACUCACGGAACCAUACCUAAUGUGGGAUACCUGACAGGAGCAGGUAGUGAUUAUGCUGCCUUUGUCCAUUACCUGGGAAUCACUGCCAUGGACAUUGCAUACACGUAUGACAGGACUAAAACGAAAGCUCGGAUUUACCCUGCAUACCACACAGCGUUUGACACCUUUGACUACUGCUCUCAGUUUAUUGAUCCUGGAUUUUUAAGUCACCAGGCUGUUGCCAGGACAGCAGGAAACGUCCUGAUCCGAUUGGCUGACAGCCUGGUGUUGCCAUUAAAUUUCAGUGAUUAUGCGGAAAGUCUUGAAAGCUAUCUCAAGACGGCUUUGGACCUUUACCAGAAUCAGCUAAAUGCUCAAAACAUCUCCAUGGAACCCCUCAAACAUGCAGUGGCUCAUUUCCGCAGUGCAGCUGCUCAUCUGGAUGAAGUGAUUCACGGAUCUGAUCUGACAAAUGAAACACCUCUGAAGGUCCGAAGAAUCAAUGAUCAGCUCAUGCUUUUGGACCGGGCUUUCUUGGAUCCUCUGGCUUUCCCAGAUAAAUACGGAUUCAGACAUGUUAUCUGGGCCUCAAGCAGUGCUGGUAAAUCCACGUUCCCAGGCCUGGCUGAUGCCUUUUUUAAGGCAGAGUUAUCUGGACUGCCUGCUGACUGGGAAAAGGUGCACUACCACCUCUCAGUCCUGGUCCAGGCCAUCGAGGGUGCUGCUGAGACGCUCGUUGAUGUCAUUUAAAUGAAAAAGAAAGAUGUAAAACUCCACUAACUCAGGGACUUUUUUUUUUUUUUAGAAGGGAACGUACUGAGACAUGAGCAUGAAAACCUGCUUUGGCUUAAAGUUUUCUGUAAACUCCAACUGGGCAUUGAUGUGUUUUACUCAGUUAUUUUAUGGUUACUGCUAUUAGUUUCAUGGAAACUGGUUUGAAAAAUCUUUAUAUUUAAAAAAUUCAUAGGAAUUUCUAGAAAUAUGCUUUUGCUUUGUCAUUUUGGAGUCCUGCAUGUCAGCCAAUGA